AAAGCCUUGACAUCAGGAGGCGGCUCCGGCACCCCCCUUUCUCUGCCCCCCGCCCCCAAGCCGCGGCCAUGGACCUGGCGGAUCCGGCCUGCCCUGGCCCAGCUCAACACCUGAUUUCGGCAAGGUGACCGUUCUGGAUGCUAGAGUGAGUGUGCCCACCUGCAUAAGGGGGCAGAGACAGCCUGCCGGGGCUUCUCUUCCUUGUUCCCAGGGCCAGAUGUCAGAGGCCAUGGACCAGCCAGCUGGGGGUCCUGGAAACCCAAGGCCAGGAGAGGGUGAUGAUGGCAGCAUGGAGCCAGGCACCUGCCAGGAGCUUCUGCACCGACUGCGGGAGCUGGAGGCAGAGAACUCGGCACUUGCCCAGGCCAACGAAAACCAGCGGGAGACUUAUGAGCGCUGUCUGGACGAGGUUGCCAACCACGUGGUACAGGCGUUGCUGAACCAGAAGGUGAGUAACCCAGACACCCUGGGGAGAAGCCCUGGGCACAGCAGAUGAGACCCUUCCUGGAGACUAAGGGCUUGGAGGACAUGGGCUGUUGCCCUCCGGUGAUUCCCCGUCUUUCCGCCUUGGGCGGGUCCAUUCUGUUCUACCUAGAGACAGAGGUGGGACUAGGACCUGCGAGAGGAGUGCAUCAAGCUGAAGAAGAGAGUGUUUGACCUGGAACGGCAGAACCAGAUGCUGAGUGCCCUGUUUCAGCAGAAACUCCAGCUCACAACAGGCUCACUUCCUCAGAUCCCACUCACUCCACUCCAGCCACCAUCAGAGCCACCAGCCUCCCCCUCCCUGAGCUCCACUGAGGGACCGGCUGCCCCACUGCCUCUGGGGCACUGUGCUGGGCAGAGAGAGGUAUGUUGGGAGCAGCAGCUGAGGCCAGGAGGCCCAGGCCCCCCAGCCGCCCCACCCCCAGCGCUGGAUGCCCUAUCCCCAUUCCUUCGGAAGAAGGCCCAGAUUCUGGAGGUGCUGAGAGCCCUGGAAGAGACUGACCCCUUGCUUCUCUGCUCACCUGCCACCCCCUGGCAGCCUCCAGGCCAGGGGCCUGGCUCCCCAGAGCCCAUCAACGGCGAGCUGUGUGGCCCGCCUCAGCCUGAACCCUCACCCUGGGCGCCCUGCCUGCUGCUAGGCCCUGGCAACCUGGGAGGCCUGCUGCACUGGGAGCGCCUCUUGGGGGGUCUGGGAGGGGAAGAGGACACUGGGCGGCCCUGGGGUCCUAGCAGGGGACCUCCUCAGGCCCAGGGCACCAGCUCUGGCCCAAACUGUGCCCCAGGCAGCAGCUCCUCCUCCUCUUCUGAUGAGGCAGGUGACCCCAAUGAGGCACCCAGCCCCGACACCCUGCUCGGUGCCCUGGCCCGCAGACAGUUGAACCUGGGCCAGCUCCUUGAGGACACAGAGUCUUACCUACAGGCCUUCCUGGCCGGGGCUGCAGGCCCACUCAAUGGGGACCACCCAGGUCCCGGGCAGUCAUCCUCCCCAGACCAGGCGCCCCCACAGCUGUCUAAGUCCAAAGGCCUCCCCAAGUCAGCUUGGGGUGGGGGUACCCCAGAGGCCCACAGGCCAGGCUUCGGUGCUACCUCAGAGGGCCAGGGGCCCCUCCCCUUCCUUAGCAUGUUCAUGGGUGCUGGGGAUGCCCCACUGGGCUCUCGGCCUGGCCACCCCCAUUCCUCAUCUCAGGUGAAAAGCAAGCUCCAAAUUGGCCCCCCUUCUCCUGGGGAAGCUCAGGGACCCCUUCUGCCCUCUCCAGCUAGGGGUCUCAAGUUUCUAAAGCUGCCUCCAACCUCGGAGAAGAGCCCCAGCCCAGGAGGCCCGCAGCUCAGUCCCCAGCUCCCCCGGAACUCGCGAAUCCCCUGUCGGAACAGUGGCUCAGACGGCAGCCCCUCCCCACUGUUGGCCCGAAGGGGUCUGGGUGGAGGAGAGCUGUCCCCAGAGGGGGCGCAAGGCCUGCCCACCAGCCCUUCACCCUGCUACACAACCCCAGACUCCACACAGCUCAGACCCCCGCAGUCAGCCUUGUCCACCACGCUGUCCCCAGGCCCAGUGGUGUCUCCCUGCUAUGAGAACAUUCUGGACCUUUCUCGGAGCACCUUUAGGGGGCCUUCCCCAGAGCCACCUCCAUCCCCACUGCAGGUGCCCACCUACCCACAGCUAACUCUGGAGGUACCACAGGCCCCUGAGGUCCUCAGAAGCCCUGGAGUCCCCCCCAGUCCUUGCCUCCCAGAAUCGUACCCCUAUGGGAGCCCCCAGGAGAAGAGUUUGGACAAGGCAGGCUCGGAGUCUCCUCAUCCCGGCCGCAGGACCCCAGGCAACUCAUCCAAGAAGCCCAGCCAGGGGUCAGGACGGCGACCUGGGGAUCCUGGCAGCACACCUCUGCGGGACAGACUGGCGGCCCUGGGGAAGCUGAAGACAGGCCCCGAGGGGGCCCUGGGCCCAGAGAAGAAUGGGGUGCCAGCCAGGCCUGGCACCGAAAAGACCCGGGGACCUGGGAAGUCAGGGGAGAGUGCUGGAGACAUGGUGCCCUCCAUCCACAGGCCACCGGAGCAGCUAGAAGCCAAGGGGGGGAUACGGGGGGCAGUGGCCUUGGGCACAAACAGCCUGAAGCAGCAGGAACCUGGACUUAUGGGGGAUCCCGGGGCCCGAGUCUACUCCUCUCACUCCAUGGGGGCCCGGGUGGACCUGGAGCCUGUCUCACCAAGGAGCUGCCUCACCAAAGUGGAGCUGGCCAAGAGCCGGCUGGCAGGGGCCCUGUGCCCCCAGGUACCCCGUACCCCUGCCAAAGUGCCAACCUCAGCCCCAAGCCUGGGCAAGCCCAAUAAGAGCCCUCACAGCAGCCCCACCAAGCUCCCUUCCAAGUCACCAACCAAGGUGGUGCCUCGACCUGGGGCUCCCCUAGUCACCAAGGAGUCCCCCAAGCCUGACAAAGGGAAGGGCCCUCCCUGGGCAGACUGUGGUAGUACCACGGCCCAGUCCACACCCCUAGUACCUGGCCCCACUGACCGAAGUCAGGGCCCUGAGGGGCUGGCCCCACACUCAGCCAUCGAGGAGAAGGUGAUGAAGGGCAUUGAGGAGAACGUGCUGCGGCUCCAGGGCCAGGAGCGAGCCCCCGGUGCCGAGGUCAAGCACCGCAACACCAGCAGCAUCGCCAGCUGGUUCGGCCUUAAGAAGAGCAAGCUGCCAGCGCUGAACCGCCGCACGGAGGCCACCAAGAACAAGGAGGGGGCUGGCGGGGGCUCCCCGCUCCGGAGGGAAGUCAAGAUGGAAGCCCGGAAGCUGGAGGCCGAGAGCCUCAACAUCUCCAAGCUGAUGGCCAAGGCGGAAGACCUGCGUCGGGCACUGGAAGAGGAGAAGGCCUACCUAAGCAGCCGGGCCCGGCCACGGCCUGGUGGCCCAGCCCCAGGGCCCAACACGGGGCUGGGGCAGGUGCAGGGCCAGCUGGCUGGCAUGUACCAAGGUGCAGACACCUUCAUGCAGCAGCUGCUAAACAGGGUGGAUGGCAAGGAGUUGCCAUCCAAGAGCUGGCGGGAGCCCAAGCCUGAGUACGGGGAUUUCCAGCCAGUGUCUUCUGACCCCAAGAGCCCCUGGCCAGCCUGUGGGCCCCGGAAUGGCCUGGUGGGCCCUCUUCAGGGCUGCGGAAAACCUCCUGGAAAGCCGAGCAGCGAGCCAGGGAGGCGGGAAGAGAUGCCCUCGGAGGACAGCCUGGCCGAGCCAGUGCCCACCUCACACUUCACAGCCUGUGGCUCCUUGACUCGAACCUUGGACAGUGGCAUUGGGACCUUCCCACCCCCAGACCAUGGUAGCAGUGGGACCCCCAGCAAGAAUCUUCCUAAGACCAAGCCACCGCGGCUGGAUCCCCAACCUGGGGUACCCCCAGCUCGGCCCCCACCCCUUACCAAAGUCCCCCGCCGCGCCCACACACUGGAGCGGGAGGUGCCAGGCAUAGAGGAGCUGCUGGUGAGUGGGCGGCACCCCAGCAUGCCAGCCUUCCCUGCACUGCUACCCGCUGCUCCGGGCCACCGGGGCCAUGAGACCUGUCCUGAUGAUCCCUGUGAAGACCCAGGCCCCACCCCUCCUGUCCAGCUGGCCAAGAACUGGACCUUCCCCAAUACUAGGGCAGCCGGCAGCUCCUCGGACCCUUUCAUGUGCCCACCCCGACAAUUGGAGGGGCUGCCCAGGACCCCCAUGGCCCUGCCCGUGGACCGGAAGCGAAGCCAGGAGCACAGCCGCCCGUCCCCUACACCCCAGGGCCCACCUUUCGGGGGUAGCCGCACCCCCAGCACUUCGGACAUGGCCGAGGAAGGCAGAGUGGCCAGCGGGGGCCCCCCAGGGCUGGAGACCUCGGAGUCUCUCAGUGACUCGCUCUACGACUCGCUCUCCUCCUGUGGGAGUCAGGGCUGAGGGGCUGCGCCACGCCACGGCCCCGCUGGAGCUGGGGACCACAGACUGGACCGGCUCUCUUCAUGCCCAGCCCCCGGAGACGGGGACCCCUCCCUGAAGGGACCAAGGAGGCAGGUGGAUAAGAAGGUGAAAAGGGGGUCCCUGGCACACCCCACCACCCACUGCUAUGGCGGAUGAGAUGACCGUGCUCAGCUCAGGGAGAGACCCCGCCCUUGGUCCCUUCUCUCACCCAGAGUAAGGCUCUUCCUUGAAGGGACUGGGGGUUAAAGGCCACUGUGUCGCAGCCCCCCAGUCCCUACUUCAGGCUGAGCCAUCUUGUGGUGCUGGGCUUCCUGCCCACCAGCCGUGCCAUCUCUGCCCAACCCGGCUGCUCCUCUGCCCCGAAGCCCUCGCGAGGCCCUCCUGGAGGCCCCCGUGCUGGUGGAGUUUGGGGGCCAGGGGGACAAGUUGCCUUCUCUCUCUGCCCUGGUCCUCCCUGCUGUAUGGAUGGUGCUGCCCUCCUCUGCCCCAUGCCUUUGGGGUCUAUUCGUCCGUCUUUUUUGUUGUUGUUUUUAUAUAUUGAAGCGCCUGGCCCAGCCCCCAGCCCCCAGCCCCGCACUGCGGUUAAUUUAUGUGUUGUUUAAAAUGCGGCUGCUCUGCUUCCUGCCUCUGCUUCUGCCGUAUCCCUAAUAAAAUGUGGAGGCCCCCUCCCUGCCCCUGA
Molecule: messenger RNA, 5087 nt
Organism: Pan troglodytes (chimpanzee)
Lineage: Eukaryota; Metazoa; Chordata; Mammalia; Primates; Hominidae
Gene: NCKAP5L
Product: NCK associated protein 5 like
Exons: 13
Coding region: 677-4387 (1236 amino acids)
Biological process (GO): microtubule bundle formation; microtubule depolymerization
Cellular component (GO): microtubule plus-end
Source: RefSeq, a predicted model, not a curated record